Leguminivora glycinivorella is the source of this 2538-nucleotide messenger RNA. RefSeq lists its product as uncharacterized. The record is from RefSeq and is a predicted model, not a curated record. NCBI's taxonomy places the organism in Eukaryota, Metazoa, Arthropoda, Insecta, Lepidoptera, Tortricidae. The coding region runs from base 162 to 2498 and encodes 778 amino acids. The transcript has 2 exons.
AUAGCUGUAGGUCAAACAAAGCCGAAAAUCAAAAUGUCUUCGGACGCGUGAUCCCGGUAAAAGAACGCACGCGGUUGGUCUACUAUGCUCAAACUGCCGGCAGCCCUUUCUCUUACUAUAACAAGGCUAAUGAUACUAGUAAAGAGAACUCUGAGGAACCGAUGGAUAGGGAGUAUAUAUCAUCGCUCGUAGACCGGCAGCACACGGUGAGGAUGUACCUGGACGACGACAUGCUGGGCAGCCAGGGCUCCGUGCCCGUGUGCCGCGACGCGCCGCGCGCCUCCGGCACCUCCGACGACCUGUGCUCCUGCUGCCAAGGAAACUUCCUCGACGUCGAUUGCAAAAUUCGCAAGCGACCAUUCUACGCUGCGAACAUCGAUCAUGGAAACAUUUAUUACGACUCCAGUUUCUACGAUGUUAAGCCAGUAAAGGAAAAAACGGAUAAAAAUGAUCUAAUCGAAAAGGAUUUGACUUUUUUGCCCGAGUACUACCGAUUUAAACCAGAAUAUUGUUUAGAUAAGGAUUCAAUACCGCAAAAACACUGUAGUAGAAAACCGAUUCAGAAGAGGGAACGUCGUGCAAAGCCAGUAUUUAUUCCGAAUGACUCAUCUGCAACCGACGGUCUCGUUGAAUUUAGCCACGUUUACCCGAAACGUUUAUCACCGAAGGCAGAAGUUAAGCAUAACACGAAUAAGGAGCCAAAAAAUGCGGAGUGCACGGCACGGAGUGACAACACUGAGUUCCACGUGAGACCCGCGAAACCCAUUCAGACAUUGCAUACAAAUAACCUCACCCCUACUUCUAAUCUUCUCAGCGACCCCUUAUCCCAAAAUGCUGAAUGCAGCCAGGAAAUUCAAUGCAACAAUUGUCUCCUGGGACAGGUUAAAGCUCUUCAGACAUCAUUGUCGCAGUUGGAAUCUAACCAUAACGAUACAAAAACAACUUCAAAAAAUGCAGCCUGCUUGGUCCACCCUGUGAACGAAACGGAAUGCCAAACUGAUCCAUUAAAUAACGCUCAGUCGGAUUCGUCCAGGCCGCCUGAUAAGACCGAAUCUACCCUGAAUCAGAUCAAGACCAUGCUAGAAACAGUUCUGGUAGAAGUAAAGACAAACAACGGAGUGAGGAAUGUCUUAGCCGAAAAAGAGACAAAAGAUGCGGUUGUACAGAAUGAACAUGGGCCGACAUCAGAGAACGAGCGUCUCCUUAAUAGUAUCACGUACAGUCCUUACGCCAUGCUCAAUCCGUACAUGGCGUCCUGCUCACGCACGCUACCCUCGUACUGCAGCUCCAUGAUGCAUCAACCUGCCCCAGAUUUGACUUACGUUACAAACUUCCCUGAAAUGGUUCAUCAUCAAACAGUCGCCGCGCACUCCUGCUUUCCUGACAGAAAUGCGAUGCAUCCCAAGGUGACCUCGACAUGUGGCACUAACACAUUGCGCGAUCCGCCAAAGAGGCGAAACACUGAAACGGAAGAUCUUAUAAAAGAAAUUUAUAAAUCAAUCAAAUUAGACGUGGAUUACCCACUAAAGUCGACGUCGACCAAUGAAAGCAAGACGAAGGAUGCAUUUAAAGCGCCCGAGACCAAAACAGCACUGGGUCGUGAAGAAAUGGUCUUCAGGGGAGCUGUGGGCACGUCUAGAGCUGCAAGAUUAGGGAGCCCUAGCAGCCAUUCGAGCCUGACUAGACCCCAUCGCCGGGGCUCGCUACACCAGCCACCAAAACCAGCAACCAGCGCGCAGAGACGACAGUGCGUUUCUCAAGGAACGAAUAAGGACUCACAACUAUCAGAUUCUGAUAGCGAGAGCGAUGACGUUAUUCUGCCUUCGACUUCACCUGCUAAUAAGUUUUCAUUGAAUCCCGCUAAAAAAGGAUUUUUCGGUAAAGUAAUGUCUUCAGUCGUGAAAAGAAUGCGCAGAAAAGAAGAAGAACGACCACCGCCGCAGGAAAAGCGUAUUGCCGCCGCCACACAAGACUCGGAGUCAUCCGACUUCGAGACUCCCAUGAUCCCGAAACAACGGCCGGUGAAACACGUGUCCUACGCGCCCGCUGCGCAAACGUGGAGAGAAGGGAGUGCUCGCCCCACGGUCACGUCAUCAAAGACGCGGCGCUUAGGACAGUCAGCGUACCGGCGACCAGAACGCCCCGGUCAGCAAUCCCAGCGCAUGCCAAAAUACGUCCAUGCCCGGCCCCGCAGCGUACUUCGCCCUCACGCUGGCAGCUCUCAAAUCCGACGCACCCUCUACAGACCACAAGCACCGAACCGACCGCGAACACCACCCGAAUAUAUGAAGCGAGUCCCACACAAUCAAUACGAUUGGCGAACGACGCCCAAUUCUAGGUCCGCUCAUCGCAUGGCGCCGACGAACGACUACAAACCCAGAAUCCCCACGAAAAGCCCGGGGCUAAAAAUAACUAAUAAGACUUGGAUGAGGAAACCGGUGUACCAUUUAGGGUUCGCCUGUGGCCCGGAGAAGGAGAAAAUUAUGAUGAAUUAUUGAGUGGAGUGAGCGUUCAGGUUAUUCGAAAUUGUUAGUGAAG